AUGUCACAGAAGGACUGGCUCCAGGAGAAGAAAUAUUUUGAGACUUCAUUCCCCAUGGCUAUCGGACGAGCCUGCACGACGUUUACGAUUCUAAGAAACAAGUGCCAUAUUCAUCUUGGCACUGAAGAAGACAUCAGCUCAGCAACAUUCCAGUCCUGUCCACUGCCGCUGGACUUCCUCGAGCAUACCGAGGGCCUAGGGUCAUUGAAUCACGAGGCACAGGGCUCAGGGCGUAACUCGUCAACUUCACAAAAGGCAGAAUCGGCCCAACCAUCUCCUGCCAAGUCUUUCCUGGCCGCCCUCUCUUCUUGUCGGAUUGGAAAUACCAACACUUCUCCUUCGUUGCAGAAUCCAAAGUUUAGACAUGGUUCUAUACUCAGAGUGAAUGCCUCGUCGCCAAAAUAG
Molecule: messenger RNA, 405 nt
Organism: Colletotrichum orchidophilum
Lineage: Eukaryota; Fungi; Ascomycota; Sordariomycetes; Glomerellales; Glomerellaceae
Exons: 3
Coding region: 1-405 (134 amino acids)
Source: RefSeq, a predicted model, not a curated record